Messenger RNA from Hyaloscypha bicolor E, 2604 nucleotides. RefSeq lists its product as uncharacterized. Lineage: Eukaryota; Fungi; Ascomycota; Leotiomycetes; Helotiales; Hyaloscyphaceae. The transcript has a single exon. Gene Ontology annotation, molecular function: RNA binding. Bases 225 to 2381 code for a protein of 718 amino acids. Gene Ontology annotation, cellular component: cytoplasmic stress granule. The record is from RefSeq and is a predicted model, not a curated record. Gene Ontology annotation, biological process: cytoplasmic stress granule assembly.
GAAGCCUCCUUCAUUCUCACCCACUACAUUUAUGUUCUUCAAAAUCCGCACAUCAGCAAAUUGGGGGAAUUUCUGCUGGCGAUAACAACCAGGGCCGGAGCUAGUCAAACUACCGCUUUGGAUGCUAGAGGACAGUAUCUACAAGGUCUGACCAGGCUACCCCUGGGUGUGGGUUUUCAACUGGUUGCAUGAGUACGGCCCGGAGCCGUUGAAUAUCUAGCAAGAUGUCCGGCAGAGGUGAGAAGAAAGGCAACACCAACGACACCGGGCAGGACAAUGAUACGAAAGACCAGGCACAACGGAAUCGUCUGCUAGUCAAGUCCAAUUCCUACAAAUCUACUCGAGUCACUUUCCGAAGUAUCAAAUCUGCCGCUACAACUAGGCCUCCUUGGAACGGCGGAACUUCGCCGUCUCCGACAAGCACCAAGGCAUCAGCAGCUAAACGUAGCGCUCGCAUAUUACCCAGGAAGCUUCCAAUUCGCGGAAAGCUUCUAACUCAAGAAGAAUUUUCCUGUCCACAAAACACCCAGCAGGCUCCAACAUUGAAAGCUAUACCGCCAUCUCCUUAUCCAAAAACAGAACCGAGAAAGCCUCCCAUUCCUCCCAAAGCUGAGUCGGACCUUACCUGGGGAUAUGACAUACGGAAGGCAUCCCUUGCUGUCCGCAUUGAUCCAGAUACAUCCGAUGACGAACAAACCGUGCCUCAAGUAGCAGUACCCCCUAGUCCGAACACGAUCAACAAACCUUCUCUUGGAGUUAGAGUACAGCCAGAUUCACAAGGAGGGGCCUGGGACCAAUUUGCUGAGAACGAACGCCUCUUCGGAUUGAAGACUGACUAUGAUGAGAAUAUCUACACAAUGCUCCUCAAUAGGAACCACCCCCAAUACGAGCAAAAAGCGGCUGUGGCUGACAGGAUUGCAAGAGAAAUUGAGCCCGAAUCCCCAGGCCAUGCUGACGGAGAAUCAAACGGGGAAGAAGAUGUACCAAAGUCUAGAUCAAAGAUGAAUCAUAGCCGACAACUUCAGCAGUCCACAAGUCAGAGUUCCAUCAAGUCCGUCAAAUGGGAUCCAGCUGUCAUAGCUUGUGGCUUGAAGAAAGUUGAUCGAAAGGCAAUCCGAGAGUUUUUAGAAACCUUGAAAAACUUGGACAGUGAUGAGGACCAAGCUACCAAGCCUACACAGGCCUCCGAGGAAGAGGCAAAGGAGCCCCACACGGGUUCAAAUGCUAUUCCAGGGAAAGGACUAAACCCUCGGGCACCGGCCUUCCGAGAGCGCUCUUCUGGUGAGUCUAUGGAAGAUAGUCAGCAAGAGCCAUUUUUCUUAGGUGUCACACGAAGGCGAGCCCGUAUUGGUGAGACACAGAAGAACGACAAGAGCGAACUUGGUCCAGCAGCUAAAAUCAUCCAAUGUUGGUUCUGUGGUUAUGAAAUGGCGUUGGACUGCCCGAGAUGUGAAGCCUCUCGCACUCCUCCGCCGCCGGGCGCCCCCCCACCACCACCACCACCACCUCGGACGCCCGCUUUCCGCGAGCAAGAUCCUAUCUGGAUUGAUACCUGUCGACUGCCUCCAACGAUUAUCGAUCAAGAGGUCGAUGAUUUCCAUGAAUUUUGCAGGGCGAAUAACUUCAUUCCUCUGGUACCUGUCAGCCAAAACCCAAUCAUUCCACUGACUCCAACGGAGACGAAGAGUUCUCUGAAUGCGCCGUACAUCGCCUUCAAACCGGAUCCAAUCCCCAUGACUUACACACUUCCGUUUUAUGACAUGGAGCUAACAUUGCCAAUUGUUCAAACGCCUAAGAUUCAGGCUCUUGAAGAUGCUUCUCGUGUACGACUUUCAAGGUCUGGUAACGUCUCAAAACAGUCGUACCGUGCAAUGGCCACUCAGGAUCUUAUCUGUCUAUUCGAAGAGACUUCGGAGCCCAUCGAAGAUGGACAUCGUGAAGCGAAAGCUCUCGCUCCAGCUUGGGGUGCCCAAAUUCUGGAGAAUUUCGUGAAGAAAUAUCCGAUGACUGGACAGCGUAAACCUAAGGAUGCGAUAUUUGAGCAGAAGGAGAAUCAAAAGUCUGACGCACAAGUAGAGCAAACGAAAUGCCCGAAAUUUGAAGGAAAGUCUGGUGAGGGCAACCCAUUCAAGCGUGCGGCGGAAGUUCAGCAAAAACUUGAAAUGCUUCUUUUUCAACAAAGGGAGAAGGAGGCUCCACUUGUUCCUGCUCACAAAAUCAAGGCGACUGAGAUCCAGCAAAAGUUGGAGAUCAUGCUGUACAAGCUCAAGGAGCAAAAAGCGUUGGAGAGCUUUUCCAAACGUGUUCUGCAGAGGGCUAAUGGGCGUUGCUCUGACAAGAGCUCGGACAUUGAGUUGAAAACUUCUCGAAACAUUUCCUAAAGUUCGCAGGGCGCCGUGAAUAUUGGAAAUGUAGAGAAACUGAGAUGAGAAUGAGAGGAGGUGUUUAAAGGGAUGAGUGAAUCGCUAGUCGUCCGAGGUUGAGACGUCCAAUGGGUAUUCUUUGGUUAUCGAGUAUCAUUACACUAUUCACGGCUGACCUAUAGUCAGCGAUAGUCUUUCUGUAUCAUAAUUGUACUGAAUCGAAGUUGUUCAUUUGAAAAGA